Messenger RNA from Truncatella angustata, 1292 nucleotides. RefSeq lists its product as uncharacterized. The record is from RefSeq and is a predicted model, not a curated record. The transcript has a single exon. Lineage: Eukaryota; Fungi; Ascomycota; Sordariomycetes; Amphisphaeriales; Sporocadaceae. Bases 324 to 1067 code for a protein of 247 amino acids.
GAAGAUCAAUUCAGUCUCGACCUGAACGGUCCCCAGCCCAGGUGAGGACUUUUACUGGUCUUUCCCAAAGCCAACCAUACCCGUUACGCUACCUUGCAUGAGACUGCAUGUCAAUUAGACGAUGAUGUAGAUCAGUUGGAGGCUUCGUGCCUAAGCACAACAUAACGCUAGUCAAGCUUACAGCUGGGGAAUUUUUCCAAAACUUCGCAUCGAGCCUAGACAUCAAGGCGCAAUCACAUUUCCCCCCUUAUUCGAGUAUAUUUAGACUCCUGUGUCCAGCUGCCUCGCCUGACAUUCACAAUCAUUAACCAUAAUCCAUCGCAAUGAAAACCCCGAUUCAUAAUACUUCUUCUGCGCUUGGGCAGAUGUCUGGGCUCGGUACUUCCUACACCAACCGCAAUGAACAGUACCUUUUGGACACGCUCCGGAUCAUUCGCUUUGCGAAAAGACCACUGACAACGUUUGAGCUGCAGGGUGCCAUGGAUACACUGAAGUGUCACCGUAACAUAGGCAAACUCAGGGACCCGUCAAUGAGUACGAAGGAAUUUCUAAGAGAUUACGCGGAUCUGAUAACAAUCACCACGGACCGUGAGAAGGGAAGGAUUGUGCGACUAUCUUCCAGAGAGGCAUUUCAGCAUUGUCUACUACAGGCAGCACGGCAGAAUUAUGAUGGCCAGCCUCUCAUGACAGAUGUCUGUUUGGAUGCAUUGCUGUCAGAUAAACGCACUACAUAUCAUGAAGGUUCUCCCCAGGCAUUGUUCGUGGACUAUGCCGCAACGUACUGGCCAUAUCAUUUAUCAGGCUGUCCAUCAGAUUACAACUACAACCACAAGGCAGUGCUAGCAGUUCCUUGGGACAGGCCCGAAAAGUUAUCUAUGUGGAAAGAUAAACUUCAUUCUGAGUGUGCUGGAAUACCUUCCAAAGAAGCCAUUUAUGCACAAGUACUUGGCCUUGACCUUUUCUGGUCUUUUGUGAAAAGGACGGCGGAGAUUUUUGCAACGGACGAAAUAGGGCGGGAGGAGGGCGAGGAACCGGAGGAUUUCAUGGACGAAACCUUAUUUGAGUAGACUGUAAUCAGUCGUCGCGGCCAUACCGUGCACUGCGGAUGCGGUCAUUCAGGGUAUUAGAUCUCGAUAAUGUUGAUGGGAUUGUACGAGGACGAGUUUUGGUCAAGAUUUUGUAAGAUUAUUGAAUUGCUAGGUAGAGACGGACGGCACAGCAGAGGAGAAAUCGACUCUCUAAGAUGGAGAUCAAAUAGAAGAUAUAAGACGAUAAUUCGGGUCCGUUCACGA